Messenger RNA from Biomphalaria glabrata, 10276 nucleotides. Its product is annotated as mitogen-activated protein kinase 7-like. Gene Ontology annotation, cellular component: cytoplasm; nucleus. Gene Ontology annotation, molecular function: ATP binding; MAP kinase activity. Gene Ontology annotation, biological process: cell surface receptor signaling pathway; intracellular signal transduction; protein phosphorylation. The record is from RefSeq and is a predicted model, not a curated record. The transcript has 12 exons. Bases 100 to 3996 code for a protein of 1298 amino acids. NCBI's taxonomy places the organism in Eukaryota, Metazoa, Mollusca, Gastropoda, Planorbidae.
GGUCAUUCAUCAUAAUAAUCAUAUAGACUAGUAGAGCUGCUAUAGAUACUCACGGACCUUAAAACUGAUCUAAGAAUCUAGAUGUGAUACAAAUAAAGGAUGUCAUCGAAGUUUGAUAAACUUGGCGUCUUUGGUAAACCUAGCAAAGGAGAUGAAACUACAAAAUCAAUUAAAGCUGCAGAUCUGGAUCGCUUACAAAAGAGUAUUGCAAAACGCUCCCUGGACGUGAAGUUUGACUUGAGUGAUACAGACUACAAACCAAUUGAAAAUAUAGGCAUUGGGGCAUAUGGAGUGGUGUGCUCAGCCAUUCACAAAAAGUCUGGAGACAGAGUUGCUAUCAAAAAGAUUCCUAAUGUAUUUGAUGCUUUGACAAUUGCCAAGAGGACUUACAGAGAAAUAAAAAUUUUAAAACAUUUCAAGCAUGAUAACAUCAUAUGCAUUCGUGAGAUCUUGUUGCCCAAGGAGAAUGCUAUAGAAUUUAAAGAUAUAUAUGUUGUGUUUGAUCUGAUGGAAAGUGAUCUCCAUCGCAUCAUUUAUUCUGAGCAAGAGCUAAGUGAAGAGCACAUACGCUACUUCCUGUACCAAAUUCUUCGAGGACUCAAGUAUAUCCAUUCAGCUAAUGUUAUCCAUCGAGACCUGAAACCCAGCAAUAUUCUUGUUAAUGAAGAUUGUCAUUUGCGAAUAGGAGAUUUUGGUAUGGCUCGGGGCUUGUGCUACACUCCACAUGAACCUACUUAUUAUAUGACUCAGUAUGUGGCUACUCGGUGGUAUCGAGCCCCGGAGAUACUUUUGUCCAUGCUGGAAUAUGGAGAGGCUGCUGACAUGUGGUCUGUAGGCUGCAUUUUUGCUGAGAUGAUUGGGCGUAAACAUUUAUUCCCAGGCAAAGACUACAUAAGUCAAGUAAAACUCAUUAUUGGUGUCCUUGGCACGCCUUCAGAAGAGUUGCUGAAGAAUUGUCAAAAUGAAAUUCUGAGAAAAAUAAUCAAAUCUUGUACAAAAAAGGAACCUGUAGCAUGGGAAAAAUUGUUUCCUAAGACUAGCAAAAAGUCCCUGGAUCUUCUGAGUAAAAUGCUGGUUCUCAACCCAGCAAACAGGAUCACCGUAGGUCAAGCUUUGUCCCACCGACUGCUCAACAAUUAUCAUGAUCCAGACGAUGAACCAAUCUGUGUGCCUACAUUCAAUUUUGAUUUUGAGAAAGAGGAGAUGGAUAAGUCUCAACUAAGGUCAGCCAUUAUGGAUGAGAUCAUGAGUUUCCAUCAGCCCAAACAGCCUAUGCUCAGCUUCACUGCUUGCCUAAGACCUGCUCCCAAAGCCAGUGAGGUGGUCAGUAAAGAGAAAACUAAUAGUGAACUCUUGGGUGCUGAGUCAGUGACUUUUCAACUGACCUCUUAUGAUGAAGGGAAGACAAGCACAGACCAUAACUUCAAAACACCUUACAACACAGAUUUACCCAAGCCCACCACCAAGGUAUCUCCUGUCUCCGUAGAUAUUGGUAAGCUACAGGUUACCCACUCCUUGGAUAUUGAGAUGCUUAGUGCCCAGUCCACUGACAGCCGGAGCAUGGACACUCAAUCUGCUGUCAGCCAGGAGGUAGUGAAGGUGGAAGAGAUCAAGAAAGAGGAACCAGAUGAUAAAUCAGCCCAGGAAAGAGACUCCAAAGUCUCUGCAGAGAAAAAGAGUGUCAACACAAUAUCAGAGGACACCAGAGCCAGAGUGAAACAAGCACUCAUGAAUGCUACUAGCAGAAGGCAGAGAGGAGAAUCACAAAGUGAAGAAGUCAAAGAAGUGAAACAUGUCACAGCAGCCCAGAGACAGAAGGAGAGAGAAGAGAAAAGAAGAAAGAAAAAGGAAAGAGCACUGGAAAAGGUGAAGAAAACUAAGGAUAAAAAAGGUUCUAAUGCUGAACAGACUAUUACUUUGUCAACUCAAGACAUGGAACUUCUCAGGAGGUGGACUGUUAUGCAAAAUCCUGGUCAACAAAAUGAAGCAUCCAGCCCACCACAUCCUGGUCCAGCUGGGACACCUCCUCAAGCUGGUAGCAAGUUUCCCAUUGUAGAUGAACAGGGCAGCAGUCAGCAGACAUUUGUGGGGAACAAACCUCGACAGAUUCUGGCCAAAACAACUACAAGCUCCACUCCAUCUGUGGUACUUAAUACAACAACAGCUCUGGCUGGUAAUCAGAUUACAGGUAACACUGUUUUAAUCCCAACUGGUCAGAUUAAUUUUGGGCAGACUACAUUCAUUCCAGUUUUGGCCAUACCUUCAGUAAUAAACCCGGGUAAAAUUGAAAUAAAGAGAAUCUUCCAGGCAUCAGACCUAGCUGCACAAAUGUGUACAAAUGGCAUGCAGGCUUCAGAUAAUACAAAAAAUCUUCUACAGAAUGCUAUUUUAAUGAGGAAUCAGAAUUUGAACAUGCAGAAUGUGACAGUCCCAACUGAUAGCACUAAUCAACAAAAGAGCUUCACUCCACCUGCAAUGUCUCCACAGGGUCCUAAGUUUGCAGAGGAGGCAAUAAAUGUUUUACCAGACAGCCCACCAACUCAGGGCAAUCUAGUCUCAUCACCGGGUCAGUUUGUCCCCACUACAAUAUCACAGUUAGACCCUGAUUCCAGUGGGCUGUCCAAGGAGGACAAACUGUCACCCCGAAGUCAGGGUAAUGAUCUAUUAGACUUUCUUGAUAAGCAUCUCAAAGAUUCACCUAAGCCACAACCAGACAGCUGCACUUCCUUGCAGACUCAGUAUAACAGUAGUCUUUUAAGGGGUGUGCAAGAUCCUGGCUCUUCUUUUAUAUUAGGCAACCAGCACGACAGCCCAAGUCAUAUGACUCCUCCACCUCACAUGACACCUCCACCUCAACUGCCUUUUAGCUCCUAUGUUAACAUUCAAAGCCAUGAAGAGCAGCUGACCCGCUCUAACUCAACACCUAGUCUUCUGAGGUCACAUGCUCACACUACUGGUGGCUCACAGCGCUCAUCUGUUCCCUUUGUUUCCUUUGGUAACAAUCAAUCAAUUUCUGAUUCAUUUCCAAACCAGAAUAGCAAUUCUAUAAGUUUCCAAUCACAUGACAGCAAUAAGUACCCUGAAAAAUGUUUUCAGACUGUUGUGGCCCCACCAUUUCAGGACAACUUUUGUAAUGGUGGCAAUGCUGGCUACACACACAGCUCACAUGUUCUAAAUUAUGGGAAUUUAAUCCCAGUGUUCAAUGACACCUCUAACUUUCCUGCCCAUCCUGGCCAACACCUUCAACACCAGCAUAAGCAGCAGCAUAUGGAGCAGCUUCAACAACAGUUGCCUCAACAACCACAGCAGGGUCAACAGCAUCACUUCUCCACCCAGCAGCAGCAUCAAAUAUACAGCAACCCCAACUCCUUCUCUGAAUAUCAAAGCUUCUCCGAGACCCCAACCCCUACAUCUAUUUCUUUCCAGCCCAGCUUUAGUAUGUUCCCAUCUUCUCAGAGUCAGCAGCAUCCAACCAACCAUUACCAGCCUUCAACCACUAACUACUCACCUGAUACAGGCCCAGGUCAGGUCACAAGCCAGUCUGUCCAACAGAAUCAACUUAUGGGUUCUUCAACAUCUGGAACAUUGGUAACUUUUGAAGACAACCACAGUAAAAACCAAUCAGGCCCCUCAUCAUCUGGUUCCUCUAAGCUGAGAAUCAACUGCAGCCAAGCUGUACGUUCAAGUGGCUCUGACAUGGAUCUCCUGGCCAUUAUCAAUAAAAUGUCUCGCUCACAUGUUGAAGACUUUUUCCCUCCAGCCCUGGCACUGACUCCUAAAGGUACUGGAGCAGGUUAUGGUGUUGGCAUGGAUCUGGACAGUAUGUUGAUUGAUGCUCAGGACACGGCCAGUUUGCGUCCAGAUCAGAGUCCCUUGUCUUCAUCUCUGUUAGCAGACUGGCUUGAUAUCAGUGGAAACAUCAGUCAAGCUGACCUGGAGGCUCUGGCCCAAGACAUGAGCCCCAUGCAUGUCAGUUACAGUGAUAUGAAUUUGUAACAUGCUUACAGAGUGUUGUGACUGUCCAUAUUCAAUUUUGUUUUUCUGAUUACUUUGUACCUUUGAUAAAGUAACUAUAAACUAACAUGACAUCAUAAUGAGAAGAUGUACUUUUUUGUGAAGUAAUUAUAACAAGAAUCUAGAUCUACUUAAGUUUGUCAUUACAAGCUUUAUAACCAAAUUAAAUUUUGUAAGAACAUUAAUGAAUGAAGUAGAUGUUAGGCCUUGUAAAUAAGGCUUUUUUCCAAUAAAACAUGACUCAUUUAAGUGAUUUGAAACAUGAAGCACAGUUAACACUGUCCAAUGUGGCAAUUAACUGACCACUACAGGAAAAUACAAUUAAAAAUAUUGACACAACUACAUGCAGGAACAGUACACAUAGUCUACUGAUAUGAGCUCAUAAAUAUUAAAACUACUCAGUCUAAGAGCUAAAUUACAACAUUAAUUCAUAAAUAUUAACAUUACUCAGUCUAAGAGCUAAGUUACAACAUUAAUUCAUAAAUAUUAACACUACUCAGUCUAAGAGCUAAGUUACAACAUGUAAUUAAGAACAUAAUGAUGCUGUUCUAUUUUCCUCAGCAUGAUUUUAGUUUUUAUUUACUAAAUAAUAUGAAAAUGAAUGACAUUUGAAUUUUGUAGUUUAUUGUUAAAACUGUUGAAGUAAAUGUUGAAAUCAUCUCUUGCUUUUCACUUGUAUCAUGAGGUUGAAUUCAAAGUAAUGCCUUCAUGAAAGACAUUUCAAUGAUAUAGUUUAUAGUUAGAAAUGUUUAUGUUGAAAUUAUCUCUAGCUGUUUACUUGUAUUAAAAUGUUGAUUUGAAAAUAAUGCAUUCAUGCUAUUCAGGUCAGUGUAAGGUUUUUGACUAAGCCAUUGCUUUUUUUUUUAACACAUAUAAAAAAAUUUGGCUGCAUUAUCAGAGAUGCCUACAUGUACGCAUCUUGCCUAUUUAUUUACAAAUGGACACGAAAAUUCAUGAGUACAGUUUAUCAUUUAAAAAUAUGCAUUUCCCCUGCAAAAGCAAACUUAAAAAAAACAAAAAGUUGUUGCUAAUCAUAUAGAUCUAUAUAGAUCAGUGCAUUAAGGCCUAAUUUUUAUUAGAUCUAGCAUGAGAUAUACCUUUUUUUUUUUUUUUUUUUUUGCACACUGAAAAGAAAUUUCCAAUGUCUGCAUACCGAUUAAAGAAAUUUCCUAUUUAACAAAACUAGCUGCCAUUGAUCCAGCCUAGCAAACCUUUGCACACUGAAAAGAAAUUUCCAAUGCCUGCAUACCGAUUAAAGAAAUUUCCUAUUUAACAAAACUAGCUGCCAUUGAUCCAGCCUAGCAAACCUUUGCAUCCAGUUUAAGCCUAAAUUCACUUUUAGCAUAAGUCCCAUUCUUUUGAAUGAAUUUUCUGUUGGUGCUAUUAUGGAUUCAAGAAUAAAACACUAGAUGCAUUCUGUCUGUGGCAUUUUAUGAUGAUAUUUUCCUUUUGCAACUUCUUGUGUGACUAAAGAGGCCAAUCCUUGAUACACAGCUGCAGUCGCAGGUUGGGUAUAUAUGUAAUCACCAGGUGCCAUUGCAUUUUCACUCUUCUUUCUGCUUCUGUUGUGUAUGGCAUCUGCAAUGUGAGACCCUUCCUUUAUGCUCUCUCUCCAUGUGGAUCUAUCCAGUGCUACUUUUUCCCAGCUGCUAGUGUCGAUUUUGAAGAGCUUCAUGUCGCGUUUUCAUACAUCUAUAUAGCGUAAAAGUGGGCAACCAGUGGCUCUCCUGCCUUCUAUUAGAUCGCCAUACAGAAUGUCUUGUGGAAGUCAAAAUACUGGCAUUCUACGAACGUGGCCAAGCCAGCCAAGGCGCCUGCUGCUGAUAACAGAGCAGAUGUCCUGGCACCCUACUCUUCAUAGCACUUCCUCAUUGGUUAUUUUAUCUUGCCACCUUAUUUUAAAGAUCUGCCUUAGACAUCCGAGGUGAAAGACAUUCAGCUUUUGUUCCUGCCAUUAGUAGGUUGACCAUGUUUCACUUCCGUAUAGCAAAGUGCUCAUCAGGUCCGGUAGACUAAGGCUUUAGUAUUGUUAGUCAGCAAUAUGCUGUCCCACACUCUUUUCUGCAACUGUGACAUGGUGCCCAUUGCUUUGGCUAUCCUGUUGUUAAUGUCUUUAUCCAGUAGAGUAUUGUUGGAUAUGAUGGAGCCAAGAUAGCAAAAGUGAUCAACAAUUUCUAGUGGUUGGCCAUUAAUGCUUACUUGAGGUGCAGUAUUUGUGUUCUGAACUAGUAUCUUAGUCUUGCUUUGACUAAUAUUUUAACCGAACUUCUGGCAAGCUGCAGAUCAGGGACUGAAGCUAAAUAUCAGAAUCAGCCACAAUAGCUGCAUCAUCAGCAUACAGGAGUUCCCUGAUAAGUAUCUUCCUAACCUUGUUUUUUGCAUUUACAUUAAAUAGUUUUCCAGAGGAUCUUUGUAUGGAGAAACACACCUUCGUUGAUGUUGUACGCAUAAUGCAGUAGACAGAAGAAGAAUAUGCCAAACAAAGUAGUGCGAGCACACAUACCUGCUUGACACCACUGCUAACCUCAAAAGGUGCUGAUUGGGCUCCAUUAAUUUGGCAGUACGUUUUGUUUCCUCAUGAAAGCACUCAAUGAACUUCAGUAGUUUGGGAGGGCAAUCUAUUUUCCUUAGGAGUUUGAAAAGGCCACUUCUGCUGACCAUGUCAAAGGCUUUAGUCAGAUCAACAAAAAUGAUGUAAAGGGGCCUGUCUCUCUCUCUGAAUUUCUCCUGCAGUAGUUGUAGAGAGGAUAUCAUGUCUAUGGUGGAUCUACCACUCCUGAAUCCACACUGAGACUCUGGGUAGACUCUAGAAGCUAUCACUUGCAGCCUGGAUAGUGCCACUCUAGCAAAGAUUUUGCCAACUAUGCUGAGGAGAGAGAUACACCUAUAAUUGUUGCAGUCACUCUGAUCUCCUUUGUUCUUAUAUAUUGUGACUAUAGUUGCGUCAUGCAUGUCCUGUGGGACAUGACCUGUUUCCCAGCAGCGGCAGAGGAGAUUAUAGAAUUCAGGGAGCAUAAGUGAUUCGUUGAAUUUAACUUCUUCUGCAGGGAUGCCAUCACUCCCUGGAGAUUUUAUAUUUUUCAUGCAGUUAAUUGCUAGAGGCAUUAUGAUCAUAAAAUCAUUGCCAAGAACGGCAACUUUCUAACAAAUUCUAGAAAAGUAUAUGUCAAAGACUAAAUGUGCAAAUAUUUUGAAAAACACAGAAUGUCUUAUAUACCUUUAUGCUGUGUUAAUUUUUGGAUUGCUGCAUUCCGUGUAUGUUACCUGCUUGAAUGAUUUUAGUCUUUCUUGAGAAUAUUUUCUUUUAUUUAGGAAAAUAAACAUUAACCCCUGAAAAUACACAUCUCCAGAUCUGGGAAUACACAUUUUCAUUUUGCCAUGUAGGCAUCUCUGCAUUAUCCUGUAAAUAUUUUAAUGACCACCUUUAAUAACAUUAGUCAUGGAUCUUGUGCAUCAAAUUGAAAACAUGCUUAUAAUCUUUUAGUGCUAUAAAGUUGUAUCACAAGCAUCUAGUUUGUAUUGUAAGUGCAAAAUACCACACACUGAUUUAUGUACUUAUGUAUGUAUCAAGAGACCUCUUAAAUUACAAAGUAGAUUCGCUUGAAUUUCCUUAUAAAGAUUACGCUUAGGUGCUUGCUAAGAUACGGUUUUGACAGAUUUGCAGCCUGAAUACCACUAUUCACGAAAAACUGAUAGCUUUUUAUCAAACCUUUGUAUUUUAUUUUAAGUAUUUCCCCAAAAGGCUGCAGGCUAUAUAUAAAGCAUAAAUAGAAAAAACAAAAAAAAAUAAUUUUCUUUCAUUUUUCCUUCAUCAACUUAUUUUUGAUUUGCCUGCAUCAUAUUUCUAUUUUCCCUUUCUUUAAGGAAAGAACAAAAAUGAGCCUGAUAGCAUCAAAAAGUUUCUCUAUUUCCUUUUUUAUUUGAGAAAGAGCAUGGAAUGAUAAUGAUUUUGCCUUGCGUGCAUAUGUAGAUAAGACUACUAUACUACUGUAUGUAGCACUGUCUUUUCUUUACAUUUAAAUGGGGUAAAAUUAAGGAUUACAGUUAAUAAAACCAAACUGUCAGAAACGCAAAAUAUAGUAUAUUAAAUAUUUUGAUGUUAAAUUGAGAAGCCGAAGGAAAGUCAAGAAAUUGUACAAAUGAGGGAAGGUAAAAAUGAUAUUUUAGUUUACGCCUGAAAAGUAUCUGUGUGAUUUUCGAGAAAAGGUGAGAAAAGGAAAGAGAGCUGGCCUUUCCAAUUCAGUGUAACAAACACUAGAAAUCACAGGCUAAAAAGUAUGUUAGUGAGAUUGGGAAUUACAAAAAAAAGGUAAAAGAUGUUUAGUCUUGUAUAAACACUCUACAGCCUGGGAACAAAUCAUCAGUAAUGUUGUAAUGUUAGUUUGCCAGGCAGUCUUCACUGACUAGUUGUAUAAAAUGAUGUAGUGAUAAGUAGGCAGGGACUGUUGGGCUUUGGGAUCACUAAGAAAUCAUGUUACAUUUUGUACAAAUGUGCCUUAUUUCAUAUCUUGUUUUAUAAUUGUUUCUGAGCAAUUCUUUUUACAAGGCUUAUAGCAACUCACUCUUUCUGUCUGGUAAAAAGUUUGUAAACGUUAUUUUUGACAUCCAAUCUCAGAUCAAGCUGAAAUUUUGCACAAUUAUUUCUUUUACCUGACAACAAAAGAAUAAAUUAUAAAAUUAUCUAAUAAGUAAAUUAACUAUUGGUAAUUAAUUAUUUUGUUUGAUAGCUUGAAUAGGGGAAAGAAAUUGUACUUGACUUACUUUAAAGUAAGUUUGUAACAAAAAAAAAAGAUAACUAUACAAUCUUCUAUUUUCAUAAGCACCUCACUAGCAGAGUGGUUAGUAUGGUCAUUCCCCACCCUUUUUAUAUAUUUUUUUUUUUGUUUUUCUUGUUUAUUUAUAAUACUUGUGAAUAUUUUAACUUCAAUGUCUUAUAAUUUUAUAUUAUAAAUGAAACCAAUGUUGAUGUGUAAUAUCAGUUUGUAUGAUGUUGUUAUAUUGCCAUUAUAUAUAAUUGUUCAGUUCAAUGACAAUCAUAUCAUUAUCUCACUAUAGAGUACUCGGUGGAUGAACUUUUAUGAAAAAUUGUUACAUAUAUAUAUAUUUAAGUUCCUUAAUAUUGAUGCUUCUUAAUUAACGUUUUUGUAUUUUCAAAAUGACAUUUUAUAUUUGGUUACUUACUUUACCAAGUGCCCAAGUUGUGGUCGAAAAUGUUCAUUGAGCCAUGACAUUAAAUCUGCAGGUUUUAUUUAUUACUACUGAUGCAACCUGUCUUUAGUAUGUAGAUUGUUUGUCAGCAUUUAGCCUUAACCUUAUAAAUAUUGUAAUAACUUUAGGGAGGCACUCAAUGAUACAGAUGUUUAUUUACAUAGGGACAUCACAAAUACAUAGAACAAUGUCUGCCUUGAGCACAGCUUCUUUAUAAGCUCUCCACUUGGGUGGAACAUUGUUAUCUUCUUCCUAAUGUUAACGUCCUUCCUAGUCUAUAGUGCACCUUCUGCUCUAGCUUGAAUGGUGGUGUGCAUGGCAGGGUAAUAACAAUAUUUAUAAAAUUGUAAUUAUCAAAAUUCUUAUUUUAUCUUAUUUUACUUGGAGAUAACAUACCUGUGGGAUAUCUUGAAAGAUUAAAUAUGUACAUGUUGGUGCUUUGUGACAAUGUUCUAUGUAUUUUUUUUUAAAGUCAGCAAGGAUUUGUUCUAGCCAUAACCAAAAAAAUUGUCAAAGUGUCUAAUGUAGUUUUGAUUACAUCCAUACUUCAAUUACAUUAACUACCAUUAACUACUACAAUUCUAUAAAUAAUUUUUGUUGCUGAUUUAUAAAUCUUAAAAGAAGCAAGUAAUAAAUGUAAAUGUUUAAGAGUAUAUAUAUAUUUUUUUUUUCAGUCAGAUACUAAGGAGUGUUAUUUAAAAGAGAAAUUAAUGUUGAUGUAUUGUAUACAUUUUUUUUAAUUGCAUUUAUCAAAAACAGUAUCUAGAGGAAAUUUUUAAACUACCUGGUAUAUGUAUGUAAGUAAAAAAACAACAACAAACAUUUAAAAUGUUUAUAGACAAAUGGUUAAGAUCAGUGCAAGUCAAAUUACUAAGAGACUAACAAUGAGUACUUUUAACCAUUGGGGUACAAAUGCUAACAAAUGUAAAAAUUGUCCUGCAGAAUUUUUGGUUGAAGAUUUGAUGGCUUUAAAGGCAAAGUGAUGAAUGAAAUUUUAGGUAAGACACUUUGAAUUUAAAAAGUCUUUAUAUUUAUUAAUGUUUUGUUAAACAUU